AUGUUUCUGUUCUGGAUUAUCAGCUCUUUGAACCGCUGGAUUCGCUUGAAGAUUUACCAGUAUGAGGUGACUUUCGCGGUCUACAUGCUCACUCCCACGGAGAAGUUUAUUUUCAACUUUCUUCUCUUGACUCUGAUCACAAUGAUGGCCACCGGCGCCUACAUCUACCUCCCUGAUCACGUCAGAACGAUCUACGGCCACCUCUACUACUACUGGGACGGAGAACGCCCAUUCAUUUCCGGAAACUUUUCCUCGAUAACGUCUGUCUUCCGGGAGAGCGGCACGCAGGCCUUGGAGAUGGUGUAUGAAACGGCGAAGAACGCCGCCGCCACUGCG
This is a messenger RNA of Penicilliopsis zonata CBS 506.65, 336 nucleotides long. RefSeq lists its product as hypothetical. The transcript has 2 exons. The record is from RefSeq and is a predicted model, not a curated record. NCBI's taxonomy places the organism in Eukaryota, Fungi, Ascomycota, Eurotiomycetes, Eurotiales, Aspergillaceae. The annotation marks the transcript as partial.